AUGUGUACUCGUGAGGAUGUAGCCUAUUGUAUUGAGCGCAACAAUCUCGGCUUGACAGUUACUUUUUAUUUGGUGUUCAUGAACACCGAGCUGGCAUUGUCAUCGCAGCCCGGCGACGAUGCACUGAUACUGUUGAAUUCAGCACAAAAUCAGCUUCUUCACAAGGAUGUUCUAUCCGGACUUAAGGUUUCCUAUCGUUCAGCAUGUCAAUUCCUCGAAGCACACGGCGGUCGCUGGUGUGUGAAAGCUUACGGCGAAUUGGCACUUCUAACUGGAGAAUCCACUUCAUAUAUUUCUUUCAGUUCUCCUCUACGAACAUACACAAUUGAAGUGUACGUUAAAGUUGGAUCGCUUUGA
This is a messenger RNA of Anisakis simplex (herring worm), 357 nucleotides long. The record is from the annotation of a GenBank genome assembly. NCBI's taxonomy places the organism in Eukaryota, Metazoa, Nematoda, Chromadorea, Rhabditida, Anisakidae.